Molecule: messenger RNA, 717 nt
Organism: Eutrema salsugineum
Lineage: Eukaryota; Viridiplantae; Streptophyta; Magnoliopsida; Brassicales; Brassicaceae
Product: 40S ribosomal protein S19-3
Exons: 4
Coding region: 98-529 (143 amino acids)
Biological process (GO): translation; ribosomal small subunit assembly
Cellular component (GO): ribosome; cytosolic small ribosomal subunit
Molecular function (GO): RNA binding; structural constituent of ribosome
Source: RefSeq, a predicted model, not a curated record
GGGCCAGUAAAACUUCUGAAAAACCUAAUUGUGUCCAUCUUCUCAAUUCCUCUCUCAGUCAAAAUCUCGCCGACGCCAUAGCAGGAGGAGGAAACAAAUGGCGACAGGAAGAACGGUGAAGGAUGUCUCGCCACACGAGUUCGUCAAGGCUUACGCCGCCCACCUUAAGCGCUCCGGCAAGAUUGAGUUGCCUCCAUGGACAGACAUCGUCAAGACUGGUGUUUUGAAAGAGCUUGCCCCAUAUGAUCCUGACUGGUACUACAUUAGAGCCGCUUCAAUGGCAAGAAAAAUAUACUUGAGAGGCGGUCUUGGAGUUGGUGCAUUCCGGAGAAUAUAUGGAGGAAGUAAGAGGAACGGAAGCCGCCCGCCUCAUUUCUGCAAAAGCAGUGGCGGUGUUGCUCGUCACAUUCUUCAACAACUCCAGACUAUGAACAUUGUCGACCUCGACACUAAAGGGGGGAGGAAAAUCACUUCUAGUGGACAGAGGGAUCUUGACCAAGUGGCUGGAAGGAUCACAGCCGCUCUCUAGAAGCACGUGACCAGACAGAACAAAUGGCUUGAACAGAUCACUUGUCACUCUAAUUUUUGGUUUGUUUUGGUCUUUAACGAUAUAUCUCUUCUGCUCCUCUUUUCUUGGUGCCCGAUAAAUGAAUACCAAUUUCGUAUGUUCUCUGAAUAAUUCAGGCAUUUUUGCCAAUUUUGAUACAAAAUUUAGUU